UUAUCAAAUGUUUUUCGGAAUCAUGCUACCUGUACCACAAAAAGCCGCAAGUGGUGUAUAUUUGAUGGACCAGUAGAUGCUGUGUGGGUGGAGAAUAUGAACACAGUCUUAGAUGAUAACAAGAAGCUUUGCCUAAUGAGUGGAGAAAUCAUUCAAAUGAGUCCACAGCAGAACAUGAUUUUUGAGGUACUUGAUCUUGAGCAGGCUUCACCGGCCACAGUGAGCAGAUGUGGAAUGAUAUAUAUGGAAGCAAAAGACUUAGGAUGGGAGCCGCUGACUAAGUCAUGGUUAGCUGCGAAACUUCCAGCAGGGUUUACUGCUGAGGAAAGCCAAAUUGUGCAGGUAGAACCAAUGCUCACCAUAUUAACUCUGGGAGGAAAAAAUUGUUAUCUUCUCUCAUCUAAAACAUUUCUUGCUUCCUAGCCAGUCAGCAGUUCAACAUUUAAUAAAUAACCUAGGCUGUGGACAGGACAUUUUUUCUUUAUUUUGAUACCCUUACAGAAGUAAUCAUGCCUCUUGUCAGGUUCUCUACAGAUAAAGACAAAUGCUCUGCAUUGCCAGACUGUCUAUGCAUUUCAAUUUCAACCUAAAACAAUGAAAUGUGUGAUUUCUGGAUACUCCGAGAAUGUCAUCUGUCUUGUCAUUUGAGAUAGAAUGACAAUACUGCAUAAAUAUAGCAUUUCA
Messenger RNA from Rana temporaria (common frog), 684 nucleotides. RefSeq names its product dynein heavy chain 12, axonemal-like. Gene Ontology annotation, biological process: microtubule-based movement. Gene Ontology annotation, cellular component: dynein complex. The transcript has 3 exons. Gene Ontology annotation, molecular function: minus-end-directed microtubule motor activity; dynein light intermediate chain binding; dynein intermediate chain binding. Lineage: Eukaryota; Metazoa; Chordata; Amphibia; Anura; Ranidae. The record is from RefSeq and is a predicted model, not a curated record. The coding region runs from base 97 to 423 and encodes 108 amino acids.